AUGAAGGCCAUUAUAAUUAAUGCAUUAUCUUCACAGAACAAAAAUAAAGUACAGAUAUUGGAGAUCCAUGUAUUAACUGAGGAAGAUGUGUUUAGACUUCACAGUCAGGCAGGAUCUGUUGAUGAGCAGAAGAAUGUAGUCAGUACAUCAGAUCCUAGCGUUUGGUAUUUAGACACAGCAGCAGAAGGAUUGAGUGGGUAUGAACAGCUAUAUCAACGUUACACAACAUCACCAUACAGCAUGUUACCAUGGGUACAGCCUGCUUUCUCCAGUAAUAAAUUAGGCUCACCAAAGGCCAGAAUGAUAUUAUCAGAAUUAUGUAACACAUCAAUAGAGAUAUCUGAACCUGUUGGACAGCUGGUAGAACUGAUCUGGUCUGAUGCACUCAAAAAUGCAGAGAAAGAGUUAUCUUCCCCUCCCCAGCUAACUAAGCUGUCUAAGGUUGAGGAAGCAGAAGCAGUGCUGUAUCAGUUAAAGGAGUUGUAUAAAACAAGGAGUGGUGACAAUGAGAAAUGUUUAGAACUGACCAAAGAGUUUUACAAAGCUAUACCUCAUAACAGGACAGACAGGAAGGAAAAAUUCAGUGUCUCAGAUAUAUCAGCUAAGCAGGAUCUUUGUCAGCUUAUAAGAGAUAUUAUCAGUGUUGGAGAAGCGACAGAUUGGUCUGACGAGGCUACAACUGUUGCCAAAUAUAAAGCUUUGAAAUGUCAUGUGACACAGCUUGACCAAUUCACUGAUGAAUUUGAUCAUGUGACCAAAUUAGUCAAAUCAACUUCAGAAAAAGUAGAACUUCUGAAUGUAUACAAGUUGGAGAGGACAUUGGAGGAUCUGUGUUUCCAAUCAGAAGUUGGUAAUAUACAGUUACUCAUGCAUUCAUCUGGGUUCCACAACUUCCUUGGAAUUCUUUCAAGAGGGUUGCUGAUGCCAAACUUUGUAGAAGAUGAACAUGGGAUAACAAGAACAGAUGGAGGGCUGUUAGGGAGUGGUAUAUACUUCUCUGAUACUGCUAGCAAAUCAUUGAUGUAUUCAGGGCCCAGUACUACACAUGGAUCAAGGUUGUUGUUACUGUGUGAUGUUAGCUUGGGUAAGGUCAAGGACUGCACAAGAAUAGAUAAUUCCCUUAUGGAGCCUCCAUCUGGGUAUGAUAGUGUACAUGGUAUCAAAUUUUCAUCUGAUGGUGAACCAACAGACUUUUUAGAUGAUGAAUUUGUUAUCUAUAACCCUCGGCAACAGAAAAUGAAAUAUUUAGUUCAACUGUGUCUUCCUGAGGAUACGGUGACCCCAUUAACUGACAUGGCAUUGACCUUGAGGUCAGAAGAAAACACAGAUCAAGAAGUUUCUGAAGAAAUAAAUUUGAAAGAUGUGAAGGAUGUACCUGACCCUCUAAACAAAGUUACUGCAGGCUUGAUUGGAAAAGGGAAACAAUCAGUUCCACUCAAAUCUGUUCAUAUUAGAGCUCAUCUUUUGGACUUAGUAGCAAAGGUUGUUAUAUUACAAGAAUACAAGAAUGACAACAAUGUUCCUAUUGAAGCUAAGUAUGUGUUCCCAUUAGAUGAUACAGCUGCUGUGUGUGGUUUUGAAGCUUUCAUCAAUGGAAAACAUGUCAUAGGGGAAGUGAAAGAAAAAGAAACAGCUCACAAAGAAUACAAAGAGGCCAUAAGUAAAGGACAUGGAGCAUACCUAAUGGAUGAAGAGGAACCAGAUGUGUUUACAGUAAGUGUAGGAAAUUUACCUCCACAAGCGAGAGUUUUGAUCAAGAUAACAUAUAUAUCAGAAUUACAGACAGAGAAUGAAGCCAUAGCAUUUAGCUUACCUGCUUCAGUAGCUCCAUGGAUACAGGAUACAGCUCUGGCUCAGAAAACACAGUCUGAGCUAGCAUCUUUGAAGGUCAAGGACACUGGAAGAUGUGAUCUGUCUUUACAAGUUGCCAUGGAAAUGCCCUUUGAUAUAAGAAAUGUUAAAUCACCAACACACAGAAUUAAAGUUAAGACAACCGCCACCAAGGCAGUAGUGGAGCUACCUAAAAAUAGCCAGUUAGAUGAUGGUUUUCAGCUAUUGGUCACCAUGGCAGAAAUACAUGUACCACGAAUGUGGGUAGAGAAUCACCCUAACAAAGACAGUCAGGCCUGCAUGCUGACAUUUUAUCCAGAGUUUGAUGCAGAUUUUGAUCCCCAACAGGAAGUGGUUUAUUUAUUAGAUAUGUCUAAUUCUAUGAAAGGUCAAGCAGGGAGGGAUGCUAAAAAGGUUUUUCUAUUGUCUUUGACAAAGUUACCCGACAAGUCAAGUUUCAAUGUGAUCACAUUUGGUACAACAUUUAAAGAGCUGUUCCCAUCACUACAACUCAAAACAAAAGAUGCAGUACAAAAAACUACAAACUUUAUACAGUCAACUGAAUGUGACCAAGGAGGAACAGUUGUCAUAACUUUGUUACAGUCCUUGUUCUUACUCAGUCCACCAGAGGGCAGCAGGAGUAUCAUUCUUAUAUCAGAUGGUCACAUGACUAGUGUUGAGGAAACUUUAUCACUGGUCAGAAAAAUGAGUGAUCAGAAUCGACUUUUCACUGCAGGAGUUGGUCCUACAGUAAAUCAUCACUUGAUGAAGACACUAGCGACAUCUGGUGGAGGAACAUUCCAAUAUUACAACAACAAAACUAAGUCUAAUUGGCAGUCAAAGAUUGAAGGCCAAACUGAGAGAGCUUGUCAACCAGGUGUUUCUGGGGUCAGUGUACAGUGGAUAUACUAUGCUAAACACAGUAAUAUUAUCCAGGCUCCAUGUAUAAUCCCAUCCCUGUUUAAUGGUACUCGCCAGGUAGUUUAUGGGUUUGUCCCAAAUUGUACACAGGCCAAGUUAAGUGCUUCAGUUGAUGGUAAUGAAUUCUGUACCAUGGUGUCGACUACAGAGCUUAAUAUGACCAAGGGCAAAAUGUUACACCAGCUGACAGCUAGAGCCGUGAUCAGAGAUUAUGAAGAUGGUGUUUUCUCCAGUAAUAAUACACAGGAUCAGGUCCAGAAAUUGGAGAAGAAAUCGUACAUCAUAGAUCUGAGCAAGGAGUACUCUAUAGUUACUCCCUAUACAAGCUUUAUAGCUGUGGAAGAGAGAGAAAAAGAUGAGGAAAAAACAGAUGGACCAUCAAUUGCUGAUUUAGUUGCCAAGGAGACUGUUGAUGUUUUACCUUAUAUGGACUGGCAGAAUGCAGACAUGUUUGAAGAGAAGGACCCUGUUGUGGCUAUUGAGGAGUUAUUACGUAAAGGAGCAAUAGCUGAGACUUUUUCCCAGAUGGAGGCUGAGCGAUGUUACUCGUCAAUACUAGACUAUGCUGAUGAUUUGAAAAAAGAAGAAAAUAAAGAUUUGAAAUUUACUGUAAUGGAAAAUGUUGUAAAGUUUUGUCAGGCGAGUGGAAGUGAGAAUAGUAUGGACAUCAUGAAAACUUUCAAAGAUAAGUUUCCUGACAUCAGAAGUUUGUAUGUGAAAACUCUGACUGGUAAAACUAUAGGAGGAGUAAAACUACUGGCCUCUGAUACAAUAGAACAAGUCAAGGCCAAGAUACAAGAAUUAGAAGGGAUCCCAAUAGAUCAACAGAGAUUGGUUUUUGAUGGGAAACAGCUAGAGGAUGGUCGUACAUUAGAGGAUUACAGAAUAACAAAUGAAAGUUCAAUUCACAUGGUGUUACGUUUAAGAGGAGGACCUGAUCCUUGUUCUACAACUUUUAAAUCAUCAGGAUCAGAACCACUUUCUUUGCCGGAUCGGAUUCAGGGGUUUAUGGAAGAACAACAACAGUCCAAUGUACAGCAUGCGCAACAAAUGUCUAUUGUACAGAAUGCACAACAACAGUCUAAUGUACAGGAUGCGCAACAACAGUCCAAUGUACAGAAUAUGUUUCAGCGUGCACAACAACAGCAUGCACAACAACAGCAAAUGAUACAGCAUGGGCAACAACAGCAAAUGUUACAGCAUGUGCAACAAAAGCAAAUGUACAGCAUGCCCUACACCAGCAAAUGUUACAUGGGCAACAACAGUCCAACAUUAAAGCAUUUGCAACAACAGCAAAUGUUACAACAUGCGCAACAAUCUCAAAUGUUACAACAUGCGCAACAACCUCAAAUGAUACAACCUGCGCAACAACCUCAAAUGUUACAACAUGGGCAACAACCUCAAAUGAUACAACCUGUGCAACAACCUCAAAUGUUACAACAUGGGCAACAACCUCAAAUGAUACAACCUGCGCAACAACCUCAAAUGUUACAAUAUGGGCAACAACCUCAAAUGUUACAACAUGGGCAACAACCUCAAACGUUACAACCUGCACAACAACCUCAAAUGUUACAACAUGCCCAACAACCUCAAAUGUUACUGCAUUCAGGUGUUCAGGGACAACAAAGACAACAAUCUGCAGAUAGCAUCAGGUUAUCUAGUCCCUUUGCUGAACAGUCUUCAUUCUAUAAUACCAAAGCUAGUUCCUCCACAAUUGAUGUUACACCACCAACCUUUCAGCAAACAGAUCAUUUGGGAGAAGAAACUUUGGGAAAUGUUACUUCUUUUGGAAGAAUGACAACCAAACGAAGAAAAAGCAAUGAAAGAAAUCCUGUAGGUUUCCAGAGAUAUGAACCAUUAAAUCCAACAGGUUUCAGUUUUGGGAGAAUGGGUACAGCAACUAAUGAAUUAUUUGGUCAACAGUCAAGCAGUGUUAGUGCACCUGUUAGUGGUUUUAAUGUUGAUAGUCUGCAAUCAUAUGGGAUGACUCCUAGCCUGGCAGAGACAAUUCAAACUAUAUAUUGUAGAGGUGGUGGUAGUCAAGUCGGCAGUGGAUUUGGAAGUGGUUUCAGUUAUGGAUUUCAGCAGCCACAGUUACAACCACCAUCAAUGGCGAGUUUUGGCUCAAUUCAGUCCUCUAAUGUGGCAUAUGGGGGCUUGUUUGGGAGUGAGCCAGUAAGUGUAAGAGCUGAGGGAAGUCCUGAUACUAAUGUGGCAUACAGGGGCUUGUUUGGGAGUGAGCCAGUAAGUGUAAGAGCUAAGGGAAGUCCUGAUACUAAUGUGGCAUACGGGGGCUUGUUUGGGAGUGAGCCAGUAAGUGUAAGAGCUAAGGGAAGUCCUGAUACUAAUGUGGCAUACGGGGGCUUGUUUGGGAGUGAGCCAGUAAGUGUAAGAGCCAAGGGAAGUCCUGAUACUAAUGUGGCAUACGGGGGCUUGUUUGGGAGUGAGCCAGUAAGUGUAAGAGCUAAGGGAAGUCCUGAUACUAAUGUGGCAUACAGGGGCUUGUUUGGGAGUGAGCCAGUAAGUGUUAGAGCUGAGGGAAGUCCUGAUACUAAUGUGGCAUACAGGGGCUUGUUUGGGAGUGAGCCAGUAAGUGUAAGAGCUAAGGGAAGUCCUGAUACAGACCAAGAUAAAGAUGAAACAGCCCAGGAUGUAUUAUCUCUCAGUACUGACAUGCCAAGUGGUGGAUUUAAAUAUAAAGAGGUUAAAAGAAAAAAGCAAUCAGCUAGAAAGUCAACUGGUGGUAAAUGUCCUAGAAUACAGGUUACUGGUAAACAAGCAUCCACAGAAGCUUUGGACAUGUUGGAAGAUGACCCGUCUGCCUCAGUCACUCAGGAAUUGGGUUCAAUAGGAGAAGAACAAAAGAAGAUUCCAGAUAGGUAUGGACCAAGGAAGAGUGCUCCUAUAGUGGAAGACAUUCACAUAACAGAUAAAUCUUCUGAGGAAGAACCAUCAGGGGAGUCAUCUGAUGAUCAUGAAAAUGAGGAGGAUUUUAAACAUAAGAAAUUAACCAAUGCCCAAAGAUGUGAAAUAAAUUUGUCUAAUGAUGAACUUGCCAUGUGGUGGUCUCCAACCCUACAAUCAAAAGACAUAUACAAAAGUCCAGGAUUCUCGUUUAAUACAGCUGGGUUGUCCAAGGGAGGAUCAGCUCCAUCAAUUACCAAGCCUACAUCAGCUAUUCUUGAUCUGAACUCUAAUCAAGAUUCAGAAGAUUCGAGUGAGGAAGGAAGUAGUGAUGAAGAUGAAGAUGAAGAAGAUGAUGACGAUGAUGAAGAUAAGGUGGAAGACGAGGAGGAGGAAGAGGAAAAGGAAACAGUAGAACUUUGUGAUAUGGAUAUAGCAGAAACUGAUAGUGAUGAAGAAGACAAGAAUGAUGAACCACCAGUGGGGGUUAAAGCACCUCAUAGAUAUAGACCUGGAACUGUGGCUCUGAGGGAAAUAAGACGUUAUAAGAAAGAUGCAUAUAGAGAUACAGAGACUAGGAGCAAGCUGGAUGACUUUGCAGGUGAAUUUCCAAGUCUUAUGCCACCAUAUGUUACAAUUGACGAGGAAAAGUUAAAACAGUAUGAGGCUAUGUUAUUUAGCAGUGAUUUACCUCCCUUGCCACCAGAUGACAGUGAUUUAGACAGCAACCUCUCUGUCAAAGAUACUGAUGGUAAAUAUUACACUGCAGUCGCUAUAGACAGUAAUGUUAAUACAAUAAACAAGUAUUAUGCUCCAGAUUUUGACCCUUCAUUUAAACCAAAUGAGAUGUCUAAAACAGUACCAUCUCAGGUGGUGGAUAUUCAAUUUGAUCUCAUUAAUGCAUCUACAUCCAUGAUGUAUGAAGCAGAAAAGAUACCAAGUACUGAACCUACACUUCUGGACUACAAUUCAUCUUCGCCAGGUAGCCUAACUGAACCAAAUUACUUACCAAAACCUCUAAGCUAUAGCCAUGCUUUCUCUGGGUAUCAACCAACAUGGCCACAUUAUAGGCCAACUUCACCAUUAAUGGAGCCUACAAGUCUUGCUGUCCCAGAUUUUCAACCAACAUGGCGAAGUUAUAAUCCAAAUAACUUACCACAAUCUUUAAGCUCUACCCAUGCUAUCCCAGAGUAUCAACAGACAUUUCCAAGUUACAGUCCAACAUUGCCAACUUACCAGCCAACAAGUCCCGCCUAUUUUAUCUCUCAAAACUACAAAACAGUCAACAGAUCUACUGAAAAAUCAUCUCAUUUUCUUAAGAAUCUGGAUGGGAGUAUGUCUCACUAUGAUCCUAAAACUAUAGAUAUGAAAGAAACAGAGGUAAAAUGUAGUAUUAGAGGAAGGGGAGGAGGAAGUAGUGUUAGAGGAAGAGGCAAAGGAAGGGAAGGAUGGAGAAGUGUGAGAGGAAGGACAGAAGAAGGUAGAGAUGGAAGAGGAGUAGAAAGCUGGAGAGGCCAGGAAUACACUGGUCAAGGGCCAAUAGGUCGUAGUGAGAUUGGCUGGAAUCAGAAAGAUGAUAUAAGAGAAAUAGAAAGAAAAGAAGAGCAAAGAAGUCAUAGAGGAUUUGAUGAACAUUUAGAUAAGAGAGAGUCUGAUAAAUCUAAAUCUAGGAGUAUAUCACCUACAAAUAGAAGGCGUAAAGGAUCAGGAAAACGAUCGUCUCCUGACAGAAGACAAAGUAGAUCUAGAAGAAAAUCACCUUCCUUCAGAAGGGCUAGCAGGUCUAGUAGUAGAUCAAGCUCUUGCAGGAGACAAAGUAGAUCUAGAAGUAGAUCUUACAGAAGACCCAGUAGAUCUAGAAGUAGAUCUUACAGAAGACCAAGUAGAUCUAGAAGUAGAUCAUCUCUCUUUAAAAGACAUAGGAGAUCUACAAGUAGAUCGCCACCUUACAAAAGAAAUAGUAGAUCUAGGAGUAGAUCAAGAAGUAACAGAAGAAAUAACAGAUCAAGAAGUAGAUCACAUCCCAACAGAAGAAGAAGCAGAUCUAGAAAAUCUUUGAGUUCAAGGAGAAGUUCUUCUAGAUCAAUAUGUAGGGAUAGGGAUAGAGAUAAAGGAGAGGGUGGCAACAUCAGUACCAGUAGCCAUGAUAGGAAGCUUGCUAGAUCUAGAAGUAGACAAUCAAGUCAUGUGAUGUCCAGAAGGAGAAGAUUUUCAGGGUCAAAAAGUAGGAGAAGGUCAUCAAGCACAACCUCUUCAAGGUCAAGAAGGAGAAGUCCAAGAUUAAUUAGCAGAAGUUUAUCAAGGUCAGGUCAAAGGUCACCAAAAAAGAAGUCUAGAAGGUCAGGAAACUUUAGUAAAGUGAAACAAGUGACUAACAGAAGUAUCUCAAGGUCAAUAUCCAGAACAAGACGAUCCAGACAAUCAAGAUGGUCCAAACUUUCACCUUCAAGAUCCAAUGAAAUAUCGAGUUCAAGAUUGGAGAUGUUGGCAAAAUCUGAUUAUGAUGGCUUUAUGAAAGCAAAGAGAGAUUUUAUUUUUUAUGAAAAUGCAAGUCCAUCACCUUGUAGAGACAACAUAUCAAAAAGUAGAACAGAUGAUGAGAGAAAACAGCAGGGAUAUGUAUCUUCUGAUCAAGACAUAGCUGAAGACAUACCAAGGCACCCUUUAGAAAGAAAUAAGAUGUGGAAGCAUGACAAAGGAGGAGAAAUGCACAGUGGUCCUUCACCCAUAGAGAAACAUAUCAUUAUAAAACUUCAAUCUUUAGGAAUUGACAGUAAUACUAUAAAAUUCCACACAGUUACUAUGGAGUCUGAUAAACAUAUAUGUGUCAGAGAAAACAACCAGCUGAUCAUAUUUAACAUAGAUAAUCCCGAAGAUCCAUACAGAAACCCAGUAAAGGCAGACUCGUGUAUCGUCAAUCCUAGAAAUCAACAUAUUGUAGCAAUCAGAUGUGGCAAAACUAUACAGCUAUAUGAUAUACAUAACAGGUUGAAGAUAAAGGGAUAUCAGAUGGAGGAAGAUGUCAAGUUUUGGACCUGGAUUUCUGAUGAUGCAGUUGCCAUGGUUACAGAUAAAUCAGUUUAUUUGUAUAAUCAUUUAGAUGGCAGAGAACCACAGAAACUUUAUGACCAUAAUAGAACGUUGCACAACUGUCAGGUGGUUGGAUAUAAGAUGGACCCUCAUGGACACUGGUCAGCCUUAACAUGGAUAUUGAAACAGGAGGAUAGAGUGAUUGGUUUCACACAACUGUACUCCUUACAGAGCUGCAUCAAGAGACUAUUUGACAGUCACACAGCGACCUUUACUAGCCUGACAGUGGAUAAUAAUCCAGCUCCCUCUGUGCUUUUGUUAUAUGCUGUGCAGGAGGACUAUGGCGGCAAGCUUCACAUACAAGAAGUAGGUCAACCCUGUCAUGGUAACCAGCCUUUUACAACCAGAAUUGUUGAUGUCGAUUUCACAGACAAAGAUGAUUUUCCUAUUGCAAUAGAGGUUAACAUAAAACAUAGGGUAGCUUUCCUGAUAACACAAAUGGGUUAUGUACAUCUGUACAUGAUAGAAACAGGGAGACUUAUCUAUACAAUGAGUAUAAGUGAUUCUACAGUGUUUGUUACAGCCCGUCAUGAGAAAGGAUUUCUGGCUGUCAAUCAGGUUGGAUGGGUAAUGUCAGUUGACAUCAAAGAGGACAAGCUAAAAUCAUACCUACCAGAAAAGGUAACCAGUUCUAUGGGACCAGCUAAAGAACAGUUCCUGAGGCAGUAUCAGGAAACUGAAAGAGAAAUGACAGAAAACAAAGAAAACGAAGACCCAUCAGACUUGGGAGGAAUAUGGCAAGGAAUUGUUAGGGUGAAGAAGAGAUUGUCAUUGAUGGAUGCAUUACCUCCCUUAUAUGAGGGCCAAUUUUACAACUUGACACCCGAUCUAUGUGACAUGCUGGGUUUAUCAUACAAUAGAAUACAUAACAUUCUUAAGUUACAAGGACUUUAUUCAUUAGGUAUCAGUGUGCAGCUAUUAGGAGAAAGAGUACUUGCAUCAAUCUUUAUCUUUAUAUUCUUAAUAGAUGAAUAUGCAAUUAUACACAAGACAAUGAUCCCAGAAGUCAUGAUUACCCAUGAUGCAUCUGAUCAUGCUGUCAAUUUUAAAAUCCUGUACAAAGGAAAAUCUCAAAAUGUGAAACUUGCAAAGAAAGAACUUGUUAUUGUUUAUAAGUGGUUAAAACAAAUGAAAAAGGAACACUCAAAUCUCAUCAGAGAUUUAGAACUUGGGAAGAGUGUGGAAGAUUUCUUACGUAACUUGUAUUUUGCAUGUAAAAUUUAAAUGUCAUGUCAAUGAAGUAAAAAUUAAAAUGAACUGAAGACUUUAAAAGACAUGUGCAGUUAUGAUUGAUUGAUUGAUGUUUGUUUAACGCCACCUUAUCACACAAAGGCUACACUGCUGCUGUGUGCAGUUGAUGAUGCAUACAAAUACAGUACUAGUAGUUCAAAAAGAAUAUAUUGCUGCAUCCUUAAGAUAAGCAACUUAAUAAAAAAAAAAUCUGAAUAUUUGUAUUAAUUAUUACCUUCUGUAGUAUUGUAAUAAUAACCAUAAAAUUUUUGAGUAAUUUUUAUUUAAUUCUGUGAUAUGUACAGUACAUGAUAUGUGAUUUUAUAUUAUUUAUACAUUAAUACAUUUAAAUUUGAUCUUUUAAUGAAAUAAACAAUUAUGUGAUAUGUGAUAAAUUAUACAUUA
Mytilus trossulus (common blue mussel) is the source of this 10380-nucleotide messenger RNA. RefSeq lists its product as uncharacterized. The transcript is spliced from 49 exons. Gene Ontology annotation, biological process: vesicle-mediated transport; intracellular protein transport. Bases 1 to 9969 code for a protein of 3322 amino acids. Lineage: Eukaryota; Metazoa; Mollusca; Bivalvia; Mytilida; Mytilidae. The record is from RefSeq and is a predicted model, not a curated record. Gene Ontology annotation, molecular function: protein heterodimerization activity; structural molecule activity; NAD+ poly-ADP-ribosyltransferase activity. Gene Ontology annotation, cellular component: clathrin coat of coated pit; clathrin coat of trans-Golgi network vesicle; cytoplasm.